This is a messenger RNA of Epithele typhae, 813 nucleotides long. Its product is annotated as kinase-like protein. The transcript has 6 exons. The record is from RefSeq and is a predicted model, not a curated record. Gene Ontology annotation, molecular function: ATP binding; protein serine/threonine kinase activity. Gene Ontology annotation, biological process: signal transduction; peptidyl-serine phosphorylation; endocytosis. Lineage: Eukaryota; Fungi; Basidiomycota; Agaricomycetes; Polyporales; Epitheliaceae. Gene Ontology annotation, cellular component: nucleus; cytoplasm. The coding region runs from base 1 to 813 and encodes 270 amino acids.
AUGGAUCCCUACACGUUCGGUGGCAAAUACAGGCUCGAGGAAGAAAUCUCCAUUGACGGCUGUGGCGUCCACACCACCUCCGGAAAGGAAGUCACCAUCAAGCUCGAGCCCGCCAUUGCAAAGUCCUCGCCCCUCAAACAAGAGUCCAAGAUCUACAAGACCCUCAUGAAUGGCCCCGGCGUCCCGGCAAGCGGGGACCUUUUCCGCAUGUACAACCGCCACUUCUCCUUCAAGACCGUCCUCAUGCUCGCCGAUCAACUGCACAUCCACUCUCGCGACUUCGUCUAUUGCGAUAUUAAGCCUGCAAACUUUACUGCUAGCUCCGACUGCGUGGUCAACGUUAUUGACUUCGGCCUCGCAAAGAAGUUCCGCGACCCCCGCACCAGCUUCCACAUCCCUUAUCACCAGGAUGACCACCACGGUGUAGGCACCUGUCUCUUCGCCGCCAUCAGCACCCAUCUUGGCAUCGAGUGCUCCCGCCGCGACGACCUCGAAGGCCUCGCCUACAUACUCAUCUACUUCCUUCGCGGCACCUUUCCCUGGCGGAAGAUCAAGGACUCCUCCGUGUCCGACACCUGGGACCUCAUCCGCGACAAGAAGCUUGAGACCGAAUCCGUCCUCACCAUCGGCCUCUCCAGCGAGUUUGACAUCGUCUACAAGUACGUCCGCGCCCUCGAGUUUGAAGACCUCCGGGACUACGAGGGCCCCCGCUCCCUCUUCCGGGGGCUCGCGGAGAAACAUGGCUUCGAGUACGACGGCGUCUUCGACUGGUGCGCCACAGGCCACGUUGAAGGCCGUCAACCGGCGCGGUAA